AUGGAGCCUCAAAAGGGCUGGCAGUUCCAGGACAACUCUCGCUCCUCGUGGGACAUUGUCUGGACAUGCCUGACCACCAUCUUCGCCUGUACAUGGACCAUCCUGCACCAAAACGUGCCCACGCGGUAUGUCUCCGAGAACGAGGCCACUGCCCUCAAGCUCCUUACGUGGACCAUGACCGUGCUGGCCCCAGAGCUGCUCUUCCUGAUGGCCCUGGAAGAGUUAUGGGACGCCCACUCGAUGGCAAAACGCUGCAAUGCCGCCCAGGAGAGCACCGGUAGCAGCGACUCCGCGACAGGAGAGCCCACGUCGUGGCUAUACAACCGAACCAGCGCGUUGUCUGAAGCAGCCCACCCCGGCGACGACAUGCAGCUGUACGCUCUCCCCGCACGCUGGACGGUCGCGCAAUGCUUCUGUGUCAAAAUGAACGGGGUGACUCUGGAGACAGAGGACGGAUGGAUCUUCUAUGUCAAUGAUGACCAGAUCGUCGCCUUCGUCGAGGCAGGCGUUAUCAGGAGUCGCGACUUCACCGAUCGAGACAUCUCAGACCGAGCAAAGUCGGAUCCCUUUUCGAAGGCGUUUACCGUUUUCCAGAGUACCUGGGUCAUCGUCAACAUCGUCGCUCGCGCUGGGUAUAACCUCCCCAUCACCCCGCUGGAGUUCUCGACGCUGGCCUACGUCGCCUGCGCCCUGAUGACCUACGCCUGCUGGUGGAACAAGCCCCAGGGAAUGGCCGUUCCCAUAACGCUGUUCCUGCGAUGCACUCGCGCUAGCCUGCCGCCGCCGAUUCAAAGCCUGACUGAUGCAUUUCCGAAGCGAUGGGAGCAUCGCCGUGUCUUCUCGCGCAGCCGCGCCGUUACCGUAUUCCGGCGCUUAGGGACAAAGCUCGAGACUGAUUUUACGGCCGAGCCCGCGGAGGGAGGCGCAAGACGAGGCUUUUCGGGGCGGACAGUGAACGAAGAGUCCUUUUCGAACCUGCUGAUCGCCCUGUCAGGGCUUAUCUUCUGCGGACUUCAUGUCGCUGCAUGGAAUUUCCCAUUCCCCACGCGUGCUGAAGUCAUCGUCUGGCGGGUACUCGCGCUCGUUGGGCUUGGAUCGGUGGCUGUAAUGUAUGUAGUCGGGCAAGGGCCAACCACUCUGACAUGGCUCCGCGAUAAAGGCGCUACUUUGCCCCGCUGGACCCAAAGAUUCAGUGACCUGGAAGGGGGGUUUACUGGAGGGGAAGUGGUCUUGUCUUGCCUUUUUCUGAUAUUGUACGUCCUGGCUCGCCUGGGACUGAUGGCGUUGACGCUGUCUUCGUUGCGAGCGCUGCCUGCUGGCGCCUAUACUGCGGUGGUCUGGCUGGAGUCCAUUCCGCACAUAUAA
Molecule: messenger RNA, 1365 nt
Organism: Aspergillus puulaauensis
Lineage: Eukaryota; Fungi; Ascomycota; Eurotiomycetes; Eurotiales; Aspergillaceae
Exons: 2
Coding region: 1-1365 (454 amino acids)
Source: RefSeq, a predicted model, not a curated record